Messenger RNA from Abrus precatorius (Indian licorice), 5637 nucleotides. Its product is annotated as protein SHOOT GRAVITROPISM 6. Gene Ontology annotation, cellular component: cytoplasm. Bases 102 to 5258 code for a protein of 1718 amino acids. The transcript is spliced from 51 exons. NCBI's taxonomy places the organism in Eukaryota, Viridiplantae, Streptophyta, Magnoliopsida, Fabales, Fabaceae. The record is from RefSeq and is a predicted model, not a curated record.
CAGCGCAGCAGUGUCUGUGUGCCCGCGGCGUGAAGAGGCAACACCCUCACACCUCUAUUUAUGUUGCUGUCCCCUUGGCGAUUCUUCCAUCUUCCAUUUCCAUGGCUUCCUCAAUCUCAAUUCCCGCUCCCGAGGCCGUGCAGGUUCUCCUCUCUUUACUCGCCGACGACUCUUCCUCCGUCAGAGAGGCUUCCAUGUCCUCUCUCAAGGACAUUGCCGCACUGAAUCCUCUUCUGGUUCUCGAGUGCUGCGCCGUCGUUUCGCGCGGGGGACGUCGGCGAUUUGGGAAUAUGGCUGGAGUUUUUCAAGUGAUGGCGUUCGGAGUUCGAGCUCUCGACAAAAGAGACGUUGAUUCUGCUUUCAUGGCUAAGCUUGCUAAGAUUGCUACCGCUGAGAUGAUAUCCUCUAAGGAACUAAAUUCUGAUUGGCAACGCGCAGCAACAAGCCUACUUGUGGCAAUUGGCUUACAUUUACCUGAUCUUAUGAUGGAAGAAAUUUUUCUUCAUUUAUCUGGGACAAAUUCAGCAUUACAGUCUAUGGUCCAAAUCCUUGCAGAAUUUGCUUCUACAGAUCCCUUGCAGUUCAUUCCCCGUUGGAAAGGUGUACUUUCGCGAAUUUUGCCAAUUCUUGGAAAUGUGCGAGACAUGCACCGGCCAAUUUUUGCAAAUGCAUUUAAGUGUUGGUGUCAAGCUGCUUGGCAAUAUAGCAUAGAUUUUCCUUCACAUUUUCCCCAAGAUGGUGAUGUCAUGUCUUUUCUAAAUUCCGCUUUUGAACUUUUGUUGAGAGUUUGGGCAGCUUCACGGGACCUAAAGGUUCGUGUGGCAUCUGUGGAAGCACUUGGGCAGAUGGUUGGUCUUAUAACUCGAACACAAUUAAAGGCAGCCCUACCAAGGCUUAUUCCGACAGUAUUGGACUUGUAUAAAAAGGAUCAAGAUAUAGCUUUUCUGGCUACAUGUAGUCUCCACAAUCUGUUAAAUGCGUCUUUACUCUCAGAAAGUGGCCCACCUAUGCUUGAUUUUGAGGAUUUGACUCUUAUUUUAUCAACACUUCUACCUGUUGUUUCCAUCAAUAAUGACAGCAAAGACCAAGCAGAUUUCUCUGUGGGACUGAAGAUGUAUAACGAGGUUCAGCAUUGUUUUCUGACGGUUGGCUUGGUGUAUCCAGAUGAUUUGUUUUUGUUCCUUGUAAAUAAAUGCAGGUUGAGGGAAGAACCAUUGACUUUUGGUGCACUCUGUAUUUUGAAGCAUCUUUUACCAAGGUUGGCUGAAGUUUGGCAUAGUAAAAUACCUUUACUAGUUGAAGCUGUAAAGUCCUUGCUUGAGGAGCAGAAUUUAGGUGUUCGAAAGGCUCUUUCUGAGUUGAUUGUUGUUAUGGCUUCUCAUUGUUACUUGGUUGGUUCAUCUGGAGAGCUGUUCAUUGAGUAUCUCGUACGUCAUUGUGCUAUAACUGAUGAAAACCGGAGUGAUCUAGAGAGCACACCAAAUAAGAGAAUAGAGAUGAAAAUUGGAACAGUUACUCCUGGGGAGUUAAGAGCAGUUUGUGAAAAAGGUCUCCUUUUAGUAACUAUCACGAUUCCAGAAAUGGAGCAUGUUCUUUGGCCUUUUCUUUUGAGGAUGAUUAUUCCACGGACCUACACUGGUGCUGUGGCCACGGUUUGCAGGUGCAUAUCAGAAUUGUGGCGGCAUAGGUCAUAUGGCAAUGAUAUGUUGAGGGAGUGUAAAACCCGUCCUGAUAUACCAACUGCGGAGGAACUUCUUGCCCGUUUGGUUGUGCUUUUGCAUGAUCCUCUAGCAAGGGAGCAAUUGGCCACCCAAAUUUUGACAGUUCUAUGUCUUCUGGCACCUCUAUUUCCCAAAAAUAUCAAUUUAUUUUGGCAAGAUGAGAUUCCAAAGAUGAAGGCAUAUGUUAGUGAUACAGAAGACUUGAAACAGGAUCCAUCAUAUCAAGACACUUGGGAUGACAUGAUAAUCAAUUUUCUUGCAGAAUCUUUGGAUGUGAUUCAAGACGCAGACUGGGUUAUGUCUCUUGGAAAUGUUUUUGCCAAACAUUAUGAACUUUAUGCUUCUGAUGAUCAACAUGCUGCACUUCUUCAUCGGUGCUUGGGGAUUCUGCUUCAAAAGGUUAAUGAAAGAGCUUAUGUCCGUGAUAAAAUAGAUUGGAUGUAUAAGCAGGCAAACAUUGCAAUUCCAACAAAUAGACUUGGGUUGGCCAAAGCAAUGGGAUUGGUUGCUGCAUCCCACUUGGAUACAGUGUUGGAGAAGCUGAAGGAUAUUUUAGACAAUGUUGGACAAAGCAUAUUUCAGAGGAUACUGUCAUUGUUCUCUGAUAGUUUUAGAACAGAAGAGUCUGAUGACAUACAUGCUGCUUUGGCACUAAUGUAUGGAUAUGCUGCAAAGUAUGCGCCAUCAACAGUUAUUGAAGCCAGAAUAAAUGCCCUUGUUGGAACCAACAUGCUCUCACGGCUUCUUCAUGUGCGUCACCCCAAAGCAAAGCAAGCUGUCAUAACAGCUAUUGAUUUACUAGGUAAUGCUGUCAUUAAUGCUGCUGAAAGUGGUUCGCCAUUUCCGUUGAAAAGAAGGGACCAAUUGCUUGAUUAUAUUUUGACUUUAAUGGGCCGAGAUGAUGAUGAUGAUGGCUUUGCUGAUUACAAUGAACUUUUGCGUACUCAGGCCCUUGCCAUAAGUGCCUGCACUACAUUGGUCUCUGUGGAACCAAAACUAACAGUUGAAACUAGAAACCACGUAAUGAAGGCCACAUUGGGGUUCUUUGCUAUACCAAAUGAUCCAGUUGAUGUUGUCAAUACCCUUAUAGACAACUUGAUUACUCUUUUAUGUGCAAUUCUUCUGACUGGUGGAGAGGAUGGAAGAAGUCGAGCAGAGCUGCUAAUGCUUAUCUUGAGGCAAAUUGAUCAAUUUGUCUGUUCCCCUGUUGAGUAUCAGAGGAAAAGAGGCUGUCUUGCAGUCCAUGAGAUGCUUCUAAAGUUUCGAAUGGUGUGUGUUAGUGGGUAUUGUGCACUGGGAUGCCAUGGGAGUUGUGCACAUAACAAGCAAAUUGACCGUACUCUAUAUGGGAACUUUUCAAAGCUACCAUCUGCAUUUGUAUUGCCAAGUCGUGAAGCCUUGUGCUUGGGAGAUAGGGUAAUAAUGUACCUUCCACGUUGUGCAGACACAAAUUCUGAAGUCAGAAAGAUCUCAGCACAGAUUCUUGAUCUACUCUUUAGCAUCUCUCUUUCACUACCAAGACCUGCAGGUUCGUCUAUAUCUGCUGAAGAUAUAGAAUUGUCAUACAUAGCUUUAUCUUCUCUUGAGGAUGUUAUAGCCAUAUUGAGGAACGAUACCUCUAUUGAUCCAUCAGAAGUUUUCAACAGGAUUGUUUCCUCCCUCUGCAUUCUGUUGACAAAGGAUGAGCUGGUUGCUACACUGCAUGGUUGCUCCGUGGCUAUAUGUGAUAAGAUCAAGCAGUCAGCUGAAGGGGCUAUUCAAGCUGUUGUUGAGUUUGUUAUGAAGAGAGGGAGAGAACUGACUGAGAUUGAUAUCUCAAGGACAACACAAUCAUUGAUCUCUGCCACUGUGCAUGCAACUGAUAAGCAUUUGCGUGUGGAAACUCUUGGUGCUAUUUCUUCUUUGGCUGAAAACACUAGCCCAAAAACAGUUUUUGAUGAAGUUCUGGCUACUGCUGGAAGGGAUACAGUCACAAAGGAUAUAUCUAGGCUACGUGGUGGAUGGCCCAUGCAGGAUGCAUUCUAUGCAUUUUCUCAGCACAUGGUAUUGUCGGUAUUGUUUCUAGAACAUGUGAUAUCUGUCCUUAGCCAGAUUCCUAUCCUUAAAGGUGAUGUGGACAGAGUUGAUGAGAGCCAGGUUGAUAAUCAUACAGAGGAUGGUAAACUGCAAGCUGCAAUUUUUGCUCUUACAGCUUUCUUCAGAGGUGGGGGAAAAGUUGGAAAAAGGGCUGUUGAACAAAACUAUGCUUCUGUUCUUUCUGAGCUUACGCUGCAACUUGGAAGCUGUCAUGGUUUAACCUACUCUGGUCAGCCGGAACCAUUACGGAAUCUUCUUACUGCAUUUCAGGCAUUCUGUGAAUGUGUUGGUGACCUUGAGAUGGGCAAGAUUUUAGCGAGAGGUGGGGAACUUUCUGAAAAUGAAAGGUGGAUUACUCUUAUUGGAGACAUAGCAGGUUGCAUAUCUAUAAAGCGACCAAAAGAGGUACAAAAUAUCUGUAUAUUUUUGAAAAAAUCAUUGGAUCGGCCCCAGAAAUAUCAAAGGGAAGCUGCAGCUGCUGCAUUGUCAGAAUUUGUUCGUUAUAGCGGUGGACUCGGUUCACUUUUGGAGCAAAUGGUUGAGAUUUUAUGUCGGCAUGUAUCAGAUGAGUCUUCAACUGUUAGGCGAUUAUGUUUGCGAGGAUUAGUACAGAUCCCAUUGAUUCAUAUUCUGAAGUAUACAACUCAAGUCUUGGGUGUUAUAUUAGCUCUGCUAGAUGAUUCUGAUGAAUCUGUACAAUUAACUGCAGUAUCAUGCUUACUGAUGAUUCUCGAAUCUUCACCUAACGAUGCAGUUGAGCCUAUUUUGCUUAAUCUUUCAACACGGCUUCGAAAUCUUCAGACAAGCAUGAAUGCAAAAAUGCGAGCCAGUUCUUUUGCUGUAUUUGGAGCACUGAGCAGCUAUGGAAUCGGGGCACUGAAUGAGGCAUUUGUUGAGCAGGUACAUGCUGCUGUUCCUCGCCUGGUCUUGCAUCUUCAUGAUGAAGAUAUUAGUGUCCGGCUAGCCUGUCGGAACACGUUGAAACGAGUCUGCCCACUGAUGGAAAUUGAAGGACUGGUUGCCCUACUAAAUACCCAGACUUUCCUUUCUGAUCAUCGAAGUGACUAUGAGGACUUUCUCCGAGACAUUGCAAAGCAAUUUACUCAGCAUCUUCCCUCCAGAGUUGAUAGUUAUAUGGCGUCAACAGUGCAGGCUUUUGAUGCACCAUGGCCCAUAAUUCAGGCAAAUGCUAUAUACUUCUGCAGCAGCAUACUCUCUCUAUCUGACAGUCAGCAUAUUUUAGCUGUCUAUCAUACACAAGUCUUUGGUAUGCUGGUGGGGAAAAUGAGUCGAUCACCUGAUGCUGUUGUUAGAGCAACAUGUUCUUCUGCUCUGGGGUUGUUGCUAAAAUCGUCCAAUUCAUGUUCAUGGCGACCAGUUCAUCUUGAUCGGUUAGACUCAACAUUGAGGAACCAUGAUGCAGAAUCCACGAAAAAACAAGCAACAAUUCAAGAAUCAUGAUUAGUCAAGAGCAGUAUUGCUUUUAACAAUAAUAGUGUGCUGCCCUGCUUAUCCGUGGAAGGAUAAUGUGAAAGUUACCUGGCUGGGUGUAGAUCCCGUUGUCCUUCGGUACAUGUACAGUGUUUGGUGUUAGCAAUCACUUCUUUUGUAUCCUAUCCAUUUUUUCCAGGUCUUUUGUUGUAAAGCUUGAAAUAGACCUUCGAUUUCUUUCUUUUUCUUUUUACUUUUUAGAUGUACAUUCAUGUUCCUUAUGAUUGUGUAUAUUGUUGUAUAUUAAUUACACUUCCAUGAAGCAUCACGGAAGAGAUUUUUGUAUUUUUUUUAAUAAUAUUUUGUAUAAUUUAUCCUACUGUUUUGGACAUUUGGAUGAGAUAUAAUA